Molecule: messenger RNA, 366 nt
Organism: Chironomus riparius
Lineage: Eukaryota; Metazoa; Arthropoda; Insecta; Diptera; Chironomidae
Source: the annotation of a GenBank genome assembly
AUGGACAUGGAUGCUCUGUUAUUAAAUCAAGCACCAUCAAUCAUGAUUGAUGAUGGAAAGAAAAUCAAUAGAUGUAGAAAUAAUCCUGAUGACUUUGCAGCAAAUCAACUUGACUUUGAUCACACAUUAAGUCAUCUUGGCAUUGAUAUUAGAGCAAGUCAACUUGAAAUUUAUCGUCCAUCAAGUCAACUUGAAGUUGAUCGUACAGCAAUUCAACUUGAAAUUGAUCAUAGAUCAAAGAAAAUUGACGUUGAUUGUAAACCAAGUCAACUUGACUUUGAUAGUACAGCAAAUCAACUUGACUUUUAUAGUGCAGCAAAUCAACUUGACGUUGAUCGUACGGCAAGUCAACUUGGGAUUGAUUAA